Messenger RNA from Bipolaris sorokiniana ND90Pr, 2521 nucleotides. RefSeq lists its product as uncharacterized. The record is from RefSeq and is a predicted model, not a curated record. The transcript has 5 exons. Bases 153 to 2327 code for a protein of 724 amino acids. NCBI's taxonomy places the organism in Eukaryota, Fungi, Ascomycota, Dothideomycetes, Pleosporales, Pleosporaceae.
AGCAGAAAGUCGCUACCACCACCGUUUUGCAGAUGGGAUAUCUCAAAGACAGCGUCCACCUCGACCUCGUCGCUUUGAGUGUUGGUAAUUAAGUUGCACACCUGCUGAUUUUUCUGCAUAAUCCAUUUUGUCACAAAGUUACCAAAACAGAUAUGGAUGGCGAAGGGCCAAGCCCCAAAAAUGAGGUCGCGCAGAGGAGAGCGGCGGCGGCUCAGCUCCAACAGGAUAUCAGACUGAGCCUUGGACAGACACAAAGCUUGCCAGACAUGCUCAUGUCUGCGCCGUUGGCUAUUAACCUGCUUGGGAACAUCAAAUUGCUUGCUUUCACAGACCAUGCCCUACGCAUACGGUUGACCGAGCCUCAUAAGGGAUUUCAACAUCUCCGCUAUCCAAGUCUAUCGAGCGGCAUGGUACAGAUAGUCGAUCUUGCAUCCGAUGCCUUCAACUGUGCUAGCAGAAAUAUGACGGCAAUCAGGUUGCAGACCAAUGUCAUGUUUGGCACGAGUGGCCAUGUUCAAGCAAUCAUGAUGUCCCUACAGAACCCUAAGCUGGCCAAAGCGACGCUAAUGGGCAAUAUGAAGAAGUUCGAAGGUGAAAUGCACUGUUGUGCCCAAAGGACCCGAGAGAUUGAAUCUGCUUUCGACAAAAUGAUUAGUUGCGCAAGGGAAUUGAACGAAGCCAUGGCGAACGAUUUGACCAACGCAAAAAAGGAGCAAGACCUUAUAGAGUUCGACAUACGGAAAGCGAAAGCAGAGAAGGAGAUAAAACAACAAGCUGUAGAUGUUCUACGGAGUCGAGCUGAAGAAUCCCGGAAAGAAAUGGAACAAGCCCGAGAGAUCUUUCAGAAAACGGCAAAGAAAGGAGAAUGGUCCGCUCUUGCACUUGGAGCUGUCUCAGAUAUUCAAGGCGCCGCCACAGGCAUCCUCCAUGCCGCGAUCGGUAUCGUGAAGGAGACGCCAAAGCUGGCAACAGAGGUUGUACGAACGGCUGGCCACACAUUUGGUCAUGUUGUUGGCAAAGGACACGUAAACAUCACAUACGCUGAGAACAAUGGGUCAGCCACACCGACGCCGAAGAAAGAAUUCGACGUUGGCAUCGACCCUGCACUUCUAGCUGCAGAGCAGAUAGAGGGACAAUUGCUCCGCCUCCAGGACCUUCUGCGGGAAGAUCUGGUUAGCAUACUCCAGGACGGAGGAUCCGAUAUCAUAGCAUGCUCGAAACAACUCCGAACUCUGAAGAAUGGCUUGAGAGACUUCAAAAGUAGGCACACCGUUAAUGCAAACAGUAUCCUUGAAGGUGGAAUCGACAUAAUGUCGGCAAUCAUGAAAGACAAAGAUUCAGUCGAUUCACAGACUAGAGCGAGUCCGGAGUGGCAGGCUAAAGUGCAGCGCUGGCAAAACACUUUGAACACUCUGCUUGUUAGUACGAUCAAACUAAGAUCGUUCGCAGCAGCUCGACCAGGCCAAGGCUUCGGUAGUACACUGGAUCAGCCUCUUGUUGACCUCGGCUCCAAGAACUCGGGUUACACCAAAGUUUUGAAGGCUCGUCACGAGAAGCUGCUCAUAAUGAGAACUGCGAUGAAGGAUGCCCAAGAGAAUCUCGCGAGAUCAACAGAAAUGCAACUUGCGGCCCAGGCUAAAGUGAUCGAGUUUGUAAGAGUGAUGGACGACUUGGAUAACAAAACUGUGACGAUCGAUCAGACAAAGAGCAUCCUUCGACAAUCCAUUGACUCCAUGACCAGCAUGCAGGACCAAAUCAAGACGCUUGCUGGCUUUUUCGAAAUGCUGGCAGAUAUCAUCUCCAUCGUAGGCGCCUCCCAAGCACAACAGUUCCUGGACACGAUUAGAGCCGGUGUAACUGAGAGCGCCGAUAGUAUCGAGAUGGGAUUCCAUCAAUCUCAGAUCAACAUGAUUCGCGAAACUAUGCUGACACUCCGAGGACAUUUCAGUUUUGUAAUCACAUCGGCUGAUCUUUACCAAAAGAUUGCAACAAACCACAUCAAUCCAUGCCUACGCAUGGCGGCGCUACUGCCCUUGAGCGCUAGUGUAGCCGAACAAAGCGAUGCAAAGAGAAAAUUGCGAGAGGCAACAGACGAAAGUGCUGAAGCCAUCAAGGCACUUGCAGAAGAAGAGAUGAACAAGUAUCACCAGCAGCUUCAGACUCGAUGUAAUGAAAUAGAAGCGGAUAUUGGGGAGUUACCACAGCUAGAGGAUGAACUGGGAACAAUCUCUGCCAUUACGAUUGGUGUAAAGGAGGCUAGCGAGGAGAUUAUUGGUGAGGUCGCCGAGAAGUGUGAGAUGGAUUUGGAGAUUGUGGAUGAUUUGUAGACUUGUGCAACGACAGAACAUAUUCGUGUAUGCAUUAACAUGUCCAAUGGUACUUGUGGAAGCUUCUGCGAGUUUCGAAAUCAUUACCUUUCGCGAUGUGUACAGAAACAUUCGACAUGUGAGCACACGCAGGCCAUAAGAGCUCCCGCUACUCUAUCGCUUCCGCCCGGAGCGAAAGCCAAAUUUACACUCAC